CUCGUUGGCACUGGCCACAUUGACAAGGCCGCCAUCAUCAGCAUCGCUGGCGACAGCACGUGGGCGUCGACCGCCGGCUUCACGCUUGCCGCCAACGAGAUGAAGGUCAUCUCCGACAUUGUCAAGGGAGACACCGGCGCCAAGGACAAGGCCUUUGCCGACGGUCUCUACAUUGCCGGUGACAGAUUCGUCAUGGCCCGCGCCGAGGACGGCACCAUCUACGCAAGAAAGGUUGGCAUCACAAGCCCCGAGAAGAGGCCCAGAGCACUGACAUCAAGCCAGGGACGUGACGGCAUCGCCGUCGCCAAGACCAAUCAGGCCAUCCUCGUCGGCCACCACAACGAGAACCAGCAGGGUGGCAACGCAAACCAGGCGGUGCAGAAGCUGGCGGACUACCUGGUCGGUGUCAACUACUAA
Colletotrichum gloeosporioides is the source of this 417-nucleotide messenger RNA. RefSeq names its product Profilin. The transcript has 2 exons. The record is from RefSeq and is a predicted model, not a curated record. Gene Ontology annotation, molecular function: actin monomer binding. The annotation marks the transcript as partial. NCBI's taxonomy places the organism in Eukaryota, Fungi, Ascomycota, Sordariomycetes, Glomerellales, Glomerellaceae. Gene Ontology annotation, cellular component: cell cortex.